Molecule: messenger RNA, 1323 nt
Organism: Arabidopsis thaliana (thale cress)
Lineage: Eukaryota; Viridiplantae; Streptophyta; Magnoliopsida; Brassicales; Brassicaceae
Product: P-loop containing nucleoside triphosphate hydrolases superfamily protein
Exons: 3
Coding region: 1-1323 (440 amino acids)
Molecular function (GO): ATP hydrolysis activity; ATP binding
Source: RefSeq, marked reviewed
AUGAUGCUCAAGUUGAUCAAAUCAAUGGUUCAAGCAAUAACUCGUCCGAUACAAUACUUGAUCAUCUCUUACCUCCGGUAUCUUGUCGGCCCUCCUUCGCUGACUCACCAUGAUAAUCAAGUCACGGUUAUCAUCGAAGAGACUUCUGAGAACGGAAGGAUCAACGUGAUCCAUGGCGCCACUCAGGCUUAUCUUUUCGACAAAAUCAACCUUGACUUCGUGGAAGAACGUGAGUUCGAUGAUAUAUACCAAGGGGCCAAGCUCAAGUGGAGGAUUUUCGUGGAUAAAAAUAAUAUUGGAAACAUCCCUAAGCAAUGCUUCGAGCUGAGAUUUGACGAAAAGCAUAGAGAUUUGGUCUUCGACUCUUACAUACCUUUCGUGGAGAGCAAGGCAAAGGAGAUCAAGAGCAAGAAGAGAAUCCUCGAGAUGCAUACAUACUCUCACUGCUGUGACACUUGGGAAACCAAGAUCCUUGACCACCAUUCAAGCUUUGAAACGAUUGUUAUGAAGGAAGACCUCAAGCGUAGACUCAUCGACGAUAUUGACCUGUUCAUCAGCAAGGAAGAUUUCUACAAAAGAGUUGGGCGACAUUGGAUGAGAUAUUACUUGCUGCAUGGUCUACCGGGGGCCGGGAAGACUAGUCUUGUUGCUGCUAUUGCUAAAUAUCUCAACUUCGAUGUCUAUAACAUAACUCAAGGGGUGAAAACUGACUUCGACACUCGGAGACUAAUUCGCAGAGUCGAGGAUAGCUCGAUUCUCCUCGUAGAAGAUAUCGACACCUCCCUCGAGGGCUCGAAAGUGGCAUUAUCGCAACUGUUAAGUUCCCUAACUUGGCCUUGGUCGAAUGGCAAGGCACGCGUCGUGAUAUUCACGACAAACAACAAGGAGAGGUUUGACCAAACAUUGCUAUGUCGUAUGGAAAUGAAAAUUUACAUGGGACAUUGCUGUUUUGAGGAUUUCAAAACGUUGGCUUCUAACUACUUGGGCAUCUCUCAUGACAAUGAUGCCCCACACCGUCUCUACCCGGACAUCAAGCGUUUGAUUGAUGGACAAGCUGUGACACCAGGUCAAGUCGUGGAGGAGCUAAUGAAGAGCCAAGAUGUUGAUGUGGCCCUCCAAAGCUUGGUAAGAUAUAGUUCAUCGAAGGAGAAUGAUCACAUUGAUGAUGAUCUACCACAAAUUCCAGAAGAAACAAGAAAAAACUCAAAUUUGGAUUCAAAACCUAGGAAAAGUCAGACUAUUAUAGUUGAAGCUCUGAACCAAGUUCGAUGCAAUGAGACAGAGACCGGAAGUAAUAUAGAUUACUCGAGUAACGAGAAAUAA